Molecule: messenger RNA, 1130 nt
Organism: Sinocyclocheilus anshuiensis
Lineage: Eukaryota; Metazoa; Chordata; Actinopteri; Cypriniformes; Cyprinidae
Product: claudin-4-like
Exons: 1
Coding region: 1-705 (234 amino acids)
Cellular component (GO): membrane; bicellular tight junction
Molecular function (GO): structural molecule activity
Source: RefSeq, a predicted model, not a curated record
AUGGUCAUUGGUUUUGUUGGCAUAUGUGUCUGCUGUGGCAUUCCCAUGUGGCGCGUCACUUCGUACAUCGGUGCCAACAUCGUCACGGGCCAGAUGGUCUGGGACGGCUUGUGGAUGAACUGUGUGAUGCAGAGCACUGGACAGAUGCAAUGUAAAGUCCAAGACUCAAUCAUGCGACUGACCCAGGACUUGCAAGCGGCACGUGCGCUGACCGUCAUCGCAAUAGUGAUCGGCUUCAUUGGAAUGCUACUGACGUUUGUGGGAGGCCAGUGCAGCAGCUGUCUGAAGAAAGAGUCCUCCAUGGCCAAAGUGCUGAUCCUGGGAGGUAUCCUGUGUAUUGUAGCUGGUGUCAUCUGUCUUAUUCCAGUCUGCUGGUCCUCAGCCUACACCAUCUCUGAUUUCCAGAGCGUUCUCACAAUCGAGACCCAAAAGAGGGAGCUUGGGGCAUCCAUAUACAUUGGCUGGGGCGCCUCAGGGUUUCUUCUGUUUGGAGGAAUCAUUCUGUGUACUUCCUGCCCACCAAGUGAAGAUAUGUAUCCAAAAUACCCAGGCAUGUACCCCUACCAAGGACCUAUGUAUGGGCCUCCUGGAUCUUAUUUGCCUGCCAAAACAUAUGCACCGAGUGCUGUAUAUACUGGAGCCUAUGUUCCUAACAAACCAUAUCCACCCCCAACUUACUCACCUGUUCCAGGACAAUAUCUUUAGCUAAUGGACAAUAAUUUUAACUGACACUUUCUGAAAUAUUUUUGAAUGAAAUCUCUACUUAUUUCAGUGUUUGGUUAAAUAAAAUGUAUGUAUAAUAAAUGUAUGUAUGACUUGCUUGGAGUAUCUUAUUCUUUGCUAGCCUUUGAAUGAAGAUGGAUUGGAAAAUCUUGUUUGUCCUCUUUCUCCUCUCAUUCAAGUUCUACUGGUAGAGAUGAUGUAAUGCUAAUGAACUCUGUAUAUAUGUAUGUUUCAACAGAGUAGGUGACCUUUGCAAGUACUGUUGUGUUGUUCACUUUUGCAAAUCAUGCCUUUUCUGAUGUUUUUUUCAAAAGAAUGUGUAACUUUGCUUCUCCACUGGUGAAUAUUUUGACAAUAUGUAUAGCUUUGGAUCUUUACAUUGUCUUGUCAAUAAAUAUAUUUCUUGA